Molecule: messenger RNA, 2331 nt
Organism: Didymodactylos carnosus
Lineage: Eukaryota; Metazoa; Rotifera; Eurotatoria; Philodinida; Philodinidae
Source: the annotation of a GenBank genome assembly
AUGGCAUCAUUAUUAAAAUUAUUUCAAACACUUGAUCCAACUACACGUUUUUAUUUACGUUCAAAUCAUAUUGCUGAAGUUCAUGAAGCUCUUUUAUCAAGUUUAGCCGUUUGUCAACCGGAUGAUGCUUUUCUCUGGCUCAUUAGUUGUUUACGUGAAUUACAAUCAUCACCUAUUCUUGUCAGUAAUAUUAAUUGGGAUUAUUUUAUACCCGAAUGCUAUCAUCCACUGAAACGACCGUUUACAGUUGAAAAUAGUCUCUCUUAUGUAUUUGCUGUUUGUGAUGAAACACUUGAACCUAGUGAAAAACAAAUUAGUUCGGCCAUUGAACAUUAUAAUCAUCGAACUGCACGAAAAUAUUUUCAUGCAUGGCUUCGUUAUCAUCUGACACGUCAUGCUCAUCUCGUACUUGAAGAACAAACAAUACAGAAUGCUGCAAACUAUCAUCGUUUACAUUUAUUACAAGUCUAUUUUAAUGAAUGGAAUGAAUGGGCACGUUUUCGUUUAAAUCGACAAAAAGCAGCCGCAAAUCAUCUAACACAUUGUCAUGAAAUAAAUCAGUUGAGAAUUAUUUUGAAUGAGUGGAAUCAAGUGGCACAAAAUGCUCGACGAACAAGAGAUUAUUUUGAUCGAGUUGAACGAGGAGAAGAUAAUCAAGCAUUUGAUGGAUUUUUGAGUCAUGGAGAGGCGCGUGAUGAACUUUCAUUGUUAACACGAGAAGCUGCCGUAAGAAUAUUAAGUUAUUUAGAUAUUGAUGAUUUGGCACGGUGUUCACAAGUAUGUCGACAAUGGAAAGUAUUGACACAAUCAUCUGUUCUAUGGUCUAAAUUGGAUCUUCAUCAGACCAGUAAUGUUCUUGAUGAUAAAUUAGCUAUGAGAUUUAUUCAACGAGCUCGUCCAUACUUACAACAUUUGAAUUUGAGACAAUGUAAUCGAAUUGGACGUUUAACAUUCCUAGGUAUUAGUAGUUGUAAAAAUUUACAAGAUAUCAAUUUAAGUGAAUGUACAGCUGUUAAUGAUGAAGCUAUCACUAUAAUGACAGCUGGUUGUCAUAUUCUUCUUUAUUUAAAUUUAUCUCAUACAGAGAUUACUGAUACAACAUUUAGAAGUUUAUCGAGAAAUUGUCCGUUUCUACAAUUUCUAAGUUUAGCUUAUUCAAUAAAAUUCAGCGAUCGUGCAUUUACGUACAUCAUUAAUGGAAAAGGUUGUCGAAAACUGCUGUAUUUGGACAUCACUGGUUGUCAACAAUUGUCACAUGUUGGAUUCGAGGGAAUAUCAGAAGCAUUUCACGAUUUAGAGCAACUUGUCGUUGAUGAUAUAGUCGAUUUGACUGAUAAACAUUUUGAUCGUAUAUUUAAACGUUUGACAAAAUUAAAACAUUUGUCAUUGUGGUCAUCUACUCGUUAUCUGACUGCGUAUGCAUUUCGACAACUGGGUUAUUUAUCAAAAUUAACCGUACUCAAAUUUGAUUCAAAUAAAUUGAUUAAUGAUUUUUCCGUUCGUCAUAUUUGUAAGCAAUGUCAAGAACUACAACAUAUAUCUAUUACUGAUUGUUCAUCUAUCACUGAUUCGUCUAUGAAAGCCAUUGGUAGUUUAAAACAAUUAAGAGUGUUAAAUAUUGCCGAUUGUAUCCUCAUUUCUGAUUUGGGUAUUAAAUCAUUAGCCGAUGGUAUUUGUGUAUUACGUUUAAGAGAAUUAAAUUUGACAAAUUGUAUGCGAGUAGGUGAUGCAUCAAUAAUACAAUUGACUAGAAGAUGUAAAAAAUUAGCUUAUUUGAAAUUAUGUUAUCUUGAACAAAUAAGCGAAGCGGGAAUGGAACUCAUUGGACAAAUGGAAAGUUUAAUAUCGAUUGAUUUAUGUGGGACAAAAUCGUGCACUGAUUCUGGUAUUAAAUCAUUGGGUAUAAAUGGUCGACUCAAACAAGUGUCAAUGGCAUCAUGUAAACAAAUUGGCGAUUUAGGACUGACUAAAUUCACAUCCUAUUGUUCACAACUAGAAGAAUUAAAUUUGUCAUUUUGUACACAACUGACAGAUAAUGCAAUUCGUUCAAUGGCAUUUUGCUGUAAACUAUUAACAACGUUAAAUGUUUGUUCAUGUGGUCUAUUGACAGAUAUGAGUUUACAAUAUUUAAGUGGAGUUUGCAAAUAUUUAAGAGAAUUAGACAUUUCUUAUUGUCAACUGAUAACAGAUAAGGGCAUGAAAUAUUUAAGACGAAAUUCACAUUAUUUAAAACGUUUAUUUAUCAUCGAAUGCAAAGGUAUUUCAAGGUUAACAAUUGAAAAACUUUUAUUAAAAGUACCCUACGUCCAGUUUCAAUAUGUAGAUUCGUAA